AUGGACCAAUUACGUUUUGAUGGACGAGUGGCAAUUGUCACUGGAGCUGGUGCCGGUUUGGGUAAAGCUUAUGCGUUAUUAUUUGCUGAGCGUGGAGCUUCUGUGGUUGUCAACGAUCUUGGAGGUAGUCGAUCUGGAGAUGGUAGCAGUAGCAAAGCUGCAGAUUCUGUUGUAUCAGAAAUCCGCUCUAAAGGUGGAAAAGCUGUACCCAAUUAUGACUCUGUAGUUGAUGGUGACAAACUAGUACAGACUGCACUUGAGAACUUUGGUCGUAUUGACAUAGUAGUGAAUAAUGCUGGAAUACUAAGAGAUAAAUCAUUUGCACGAAUAAGUGAAUCUGACUGGAAUUUAGUACAUGAUGUUCAUUUGAAAGGUGCUUUUAAAGUUACACAAGCUGCAUGGCCACAUUUUCGUAAACAAAAUUAUGGUAGAGUUAUUGUCACAAGUUCUAAUUCUGGUUUAUAUGGAAAUUUUGGACAAGCCAACUACUCGGCUGCCAAAUUGGGUCUAGUGGGUCUUUGUAACACUAUGGCAAUUGAAGGUAGGAAAAAUAAUAUCAACUGUAAUGUUAUUGUACCUACAGCAGCAUCUCGACUCACUGAAGAUAUUCUACCACCAGAUUUCUUUGCCGAAUUAAAACCUGAACUAAUUGCUCCUGUGGUUGUGUGGCUUUGUCAUGAAAACUGUGAUGAAAAUGGUUCUAUUAUUGAAUCAGCUGCUGGAUGGGCUACAAAAUGUCAUUUGGUGAGGGGAACUGGUGCUAUACUUAGACACAAGAUUACAGACACAGUGGCUCCAGAAAAUGUCCGUGAUGUUUGGAAUCAGUUGACUGAUAUGUCACGAGCAACUAGACUGGAUUCUAUUGAAGAAGCAUCUUCAACUUUAUUAGGAGUUUUAGAUGAAAUCAAAUCAGGUCCAGAAGAAACCUUAAAUGAAGCUAAUGGUGUGUUCAGUUACAAUAACCGAGAUUCCAUUAUUUAUGCUAUUGGAGUUGGAGCAAAUGUAAAAGAAGAAAGUGAUUUACAAUACUUAUAUGAAUCUCAUGAAAAUUUCUCUACACUACCUACCUAUGCAGUUUUACCCAGUCUGAUGGCUACUAUGAGUAGUAGUUUGAUAACUGAGGCAAUACCCGGUAGAGAGUUUGAUUUAUCUCAGGUUUUGCAUGGUGAACAAUAUUUAGAACUACACAAGGCUUUACCAACUGAAGCUAAACUUAGUACUAAAAUUUGUAUUUCUGAUGUUUUGGAUAAAGGAAAAAAUGCUGUUAUUGUUGUUGAUGGUAAAACAUAUGAUGAAUCUGGUGAUUUGAUUAUCACAUCACAAAUAUGUACUUUUGUUCUGUCAGCUGGAGGAUUUGGAGGGAAACGGGUUUCAAGUGUUAUGAUUCCAAUACUCGAUGAACCUAAACGGUCUCCAGAUUCGACUGUUACAGAGAAAACUUCUGUGAAUCAAGCAGCAGUUUAUAGAUUAUCCGGUGAUCUAAAUCCUUUACACAUAGAUCCAUCAUUUGCACUUGCUGCUGGUCAUCAAGUACCAAUACUUCAUGGUUUAGCAACUUUAGGUAUGUCAGUAAGACACAUACUCAAACAAUUUGCUGAUAAUGACUCAAAAUUAUUCAAAUCACUUAAGGUGAGAUUCAGUAAACCAGUUGUACCAGGCCAAACAUUGUGCACAUCAAUGUGGAGAGAAGGUAACCGCAUUCACUUCAAAACUUCCGUAUCAGAGACAAACGACACAGUUCUAUCAGGCGCUUACAUGGAAUUACACGAAGUUAGAUUGCCAGCCAAACCACAUGUGGUAUUGUGCUCUGGGAAAGUCGAAGAACUGCCAAGCGAUGCAGUAUUCCACGGUAUGAAAGAACGCAUUGAAUCUAAUCCAAGCUUAUUAAAAUCUAUAAAUGGGGUCUUUGUUUAUCACAUCACAAAAAGUGGUAAAGUCACAAGUACAUGGACUGCAGAUUUGAAGAUUGGUAAAAUUUAUCGUGGAGAACCUGAAAAAGGCAUUAAAGCAGAUACAACAUUGACUAUUGAUGAUUCAGACAUGAUUGAUUUGGCUCUUGGAAAGCUAAAUCCUCAGAUGGCAUUUAUGAAAGGUAAACUGAAAAUCAAAGGAAACAUCAUGCUAGCUCAAAAAUUAAAAGCGUUAAACACUGAGUCAAAAUUGUAA
This is a messenger RNA of Macrosiphum euphorbiae (potato aphid), 2166 nucleotides long. The record is from the annotation of a GenBank genome assembly. NCBI's taxonomy places the organism in Eukaryota, Metazoa, Arthropoda, Insecta, Hemiptera, Aphididae.